Messenger RNA from Erpetoichthys calabaricus (reedfish), 4380 nucleotides. It is a transcript of the gene cep97, whose product is annotated as centrosomal protein 97. Gene Ontology annotation, biological process: mRNA splicing, via spliceosome. Gene Ontology annotation, molecular function: protein binding; U2 snRNA binding. Bases 25 to 2436 code for a protein of 803 amino acids. The record is from RefSeq and is a predicted model, not a curated record. The transcript is spliced from 11 exons. Gene Ontology annotation, cellular component: U2 snRNP. Lineage: Eukaryota; Metazoa; Chordata; Cladistia; Polypteriformes; Polypteridae.
CCUGGCGUUAGACAAGCGGGAAGUAUGGCGGCUAUUGAAGACACAACAGAGCCGAAAAUGGCAUUCCGGAAAGAUGCUGUGGUGGAUCUGUCGGGUCAGGGAAUCCAGAAACUGGAUGAGUCAUUUCCAUGUCCUUCUGGCUGUCACACAUUAAUCCUCGACAAAAACCAGAUAAUAAAACUAGAACAUCUGGAAAAAUGCAAAGAUUUAAUGCAGUUGUCUGUGGCAAACAAUCGGAUUGUACGACUGAUGGGAUUAUGUAGAUUAACCAAUCUCAGGGUCCUGAAUUUACCUAACAAUAGUAUUGGCUUUAUUGAAGGUUUGAAGGAUCUAGUUCAUUUGGAGUGGCUUAAUUUAGGUGGGAAUAAUAUCAAGGUUAUUGAACAAAUGAACCAUUGUGUGGCUCUAAAGCAUCUGGACUUGUCAGACAAUAACAUUUCACAAAUAGGUGACCUUUCUAAGCUUUCAUCUCUCAAGACACUUCUGCUACAUGGAAAUAGCAUCACAACGCUACGCCAGGUGCCUACUCACUUACCAACAGGACUGUCAAUUCUUUCACUUGCAGAAAAUGAAAUAAGAGAUCUUAAUGAGGUGUCUUACCUUGGCUCCCUACCUGAACUCGAACAACUGUCUAUAAUGAGUAAUCCCUGUGUGAUGAGCAGUCCGUCCUUGCCUGGAUAUGACUAUCGGCCCUAUAUUGUUAGUUGGUGUCUCAACUUGAAAGUACUGGAUGGUUAUAUAGUGUCACAAAAGGAAGGUUUGAAGGCAGAAUGGCUUUACAGUCAUGGGAAAGGAAGGUCCUUUAGGCCAGGCCAGCAUAUUCCACUGGUACAAUACUUGGCGUCAGUCUGCCCUUUGACAUCAUCCCCGGCUUUGCAAUCUGCAGAGGAUGCCAAAUUAGAAAAAAUACUAAACAAACAAAGACUUCAUCAGGAACAGCUGCUUCAACAGAUUCAAAGAGGGUAUCCAACCUCCUCCUCAACACCAGAAAGACCUGCUAGUCUCCCAGUGGAACAAUAUAGUCCAUCACAUAUGCCAGUGGAACCUUCUGAAAGAGCUGUUACACCCCAGAUUAACACAUGGUUAGGCUUGAAUGACCCUACAAAUCAUUCCUAUGCAGUUGAACAUCGGUCACGAAUUUCUUCGGCCCACAGAGAUUCCUUAUUCUUGGAAGAUGUUCAGACAGAUGAGGACAAGCUUAACUGCAGUUUGCUAUCUUCAGAAUCUACCUUUAUGCCUGUCACUGCAGGAUCCUGUCCACUUUUUCCUUCACAGGAUUUAAGGCUUCAAAAUAUAGAUUGUGAUCUCUCUGAUGUUGGUUGUACUGAUACUACUGUUUUACAGUUUAAAAAAUACUCGGAAAUUAAAGAUCUUGAAUAUAAUGAAGUAUGUGGGAAAGAAAUGGAAACAACAGCAAGUAGUGAUGCAAAAACGUCAAGUCUGAGUUCUAAGUUGCAGCCCAGUAAUGGACUGUUGUAUGAUGGUAGCUGUGGAUCUAAGGGCAAAGCAAUACCAUUUCAAGGGCUAUCAAAGACUGAGGAUCCUGAAAAAGAACCUGUCUUUUCAGAUGUCAGAAAGGAAGAACAGAUAGUGGAAGGUUUCAGUAGGGAAGCUGUUAAACUUCAAGCAUGCUGGAGAGGAUAUUUUACAAGAAACUUCAAUCCCAGAGCUAGGGAGGUGCGUUCUGAAAUCCGCCUCCGUCGAAUGCAAGAGCACAUUGUACUGUUGUCAUCUGAAUUAAAAGAGACAAAAAAGGAACUUGAAGAGGAAAGAAUUAAUAGAUUGGUACAAGAAGAGGCUCUUAAAUAUUUGUGGAAACAGCUUCAGUCACUUCAGCAGUGGCAACAGUCUGUGUGCCAGCAGCUUCCAUUGCUCUCUCAUCAGGGACUUCCUGUAACAAGUACAUUGGCUUCAGCUGAACUAUCUCCAUCCAGUGACAACAAUCCAAAGCAGCCUGUGGUUAGCAUAAGCAAAGAUGAUCACCAUUUUUGUGAGCAGUCCUUCCCCGAUUCUGGCUUUCACUCUUGCUCUGGAGGAGAUGAACGUAAUAUUCUUAAAGAUACUUUGUUUUCUGGAGAUUGUACUACAGAAGAGAGUUUAAGCUCAGACACUGGAUCGUCAGUAGAAACUGUGAGACCUUUAAUAGAAGAAAUUACUGAUAAAAAAGAGAACCCAGAGGGUGGAGAGGAAAGCAGUGGAGAGAGCUCCCGCAGUGAGCAAGACAGUAGCCUCCUUCAGCAGUACCUAAACUCUGUCCAAUUACUGGAUGAGGCAGAAGAACUGGUUGAUCAGAAAACGGACAAUCCUUCAUUGACCAUUUCAGAAUUGGGAGAAAGCACUCCUUGCCAUAAAGAGCAUAUUGUUCCUACUCCUGAAAAACCACAACAAAUGGAAGAGUCAGUGUUGCAAUCAGUGCAAUUGGAAGGUGGUGUGUAAAAGGGCAUAGAAUAGAACUGCUUGAAGAGAUAUUUUAAUAAUAACCAGAGAAGUACAGAUAUUUUUAAUCUUAAAUUGAUUAUGGUUCAGUAAAAAUUAAGUAAUUUACUUGUUGCAUUUUGAAAACUGACUAAUCAGUACUAUUCAUCUUAUUUCAUUAAGUCUCAUACAAAACAAACAUUAUAGCUCCCUUGAAGGAUGCUAUGACACUAUGCAAGAAUACUGACAAAAUUUUUAAAAGUAAAACAUUUCCUUAAAUCUAUUGUGGUAAUUCUUUGUUUCUAAAAAGUAAAAAAUCGUUGCUCAUUUUAUCCAUUCCAAUCUUUUGACUGCAUUAGGCAAUAAAUGUGUUCAUCGUAUUUUUCAUGAAGUUUCAUUAUCUUCCAAAUAGUCCUUUUUUUUUUUUUUUUUUUUUUUUUUUUUUUUAUAAAUAAAAGUGCAAGCAGGUAGCUUAAUUGAGCACAAUGAAUUUAGGUACAGGUAACGAAAUGACCCUUCCUUGGUAAGUAAGCACAUGUUACAUUAAAUUGGUGGAUUUAUAUAAAUAAAUUAAAAUAAGAAAUCAGUAUCUCCUGGAAAAAGCAUGUCUUCUCCAUUGUUUUAGUAUUUAUAUAUGCAUACAGCUUUUAUGAACUUAACUUGGACAACAAGACUAUUUGCAUGCUACCUCUCUAUUCCACUUUUUGUUUGAAAUAUUUAGAAAGUUUUUUUAUUAUUGUCUAUAGAAUUUUGUGCAGUGAUUGAAACAUUUUUAAACAAUUUUUUAAUUUAAUUGCUAAUUUUUUACUUAAAAGCAAAGUUGUAGUUUCUAUUUUUUUUAAUAGAACAAUUUUCAGACUUUCUUUUUGAAGCUUGUGAUGCUAAGAGUUCAUCCUUCUUCAAACCCUUUUCAGAAAUGUAGCUGGAUUCAUCAUUUUGUCAAAAAGUAAAAGCCUUAAUUCACACAUAUAGUGUUAUAUUUUGUCAGUUUCAUUAGUGCAUUUUGAUAAACAACAUAUACAUUGACAAAAAUAAUCAAAAUACAUGUUUUCUUCAAGUUUUCUUAAGGCACUAAUUAGGUGUAAAAUGAUUUUGUUUGAUUUGUUAUUAAAACACUGUGAAUAUCAAGAUACUGGAAAUUCUGGUGGCAUAUAUUAUAUAAUUAAAAUAGUUAGAACUGUGUAGCUAAAACUGAUUGAUUUUCAUGCACUACACCAAUAUUCUGCAGUGAUUAUAUUCUCUUAAUGGGAGAAUUGUCUGACCACCAUAUCAUUUAAACUGAAUCAGAAUUCCCUUAUCUGCUAUGGAGAUGCUCUUCCAUUUUAAUUUCUUUGUCAAAACAUUGGUAUUUUUAUAUCACCAGGGAAAAUAUCUGGUGCUGGCUGUAAUUAUUAGCCUUUAAAACAUGGGUUACAGUUUGGAUGCUAAUAUAAUUUAAGUUUUAUGUUAAUAUGAUAGUCAUGGUAUGUGGCUUUUUUGACAAUAGUGUUUAUAUUUCUUAUUGCUCCAUGGUUAUUGAAAUGUUCUAGUGUGUGCAUGUUAUUUCUGUGGCAAGUCUGACUUGCAUUAUUUAAGCAUGAAUAAAGUUCUGAGCAACUAAAUGUUGAAAAAUUGUGUACAGAAAUAAAAAGUUUAAGCAUAUUUACCAAUUAAUUAAUAGAAUAAAUUUAAAAAUAAUAGAAUGUUUUAAAAUGUUGUAUUACAAAAAAAUGUUUUAAUAAAAUACAGAUGUGGUGCCGUUGACUAAGUUCUUUUGAAGCAGGAUAUCUCAUUCAACCAAAUGUUUUUUUUUUUUUUUUUUAGUAGAAGCAUGAUGUUUAUACCAGUCAAGGGUGUGUAAAGCGUAUAUGAUGUUGUCCACCAAUUAUUAAAAAGAAAAAACUGUUAAAUUAAUUUUGGUCUCUACUUUGAACUGCCUGUCAGUGUCUGACACCAGAUCCUGAUGAAUCCAAUAUAAGGACCUAA